AUGUCCCUCCUUCCACCCCAGUACGACCAGCCCGACGCCCUGAGAAAGGCGAAGGAGUUUGCCAACCGUGCCGUGGCAAAGUGGGAGUCCACCACCAACAAGGUUGAGGUCCUCGGCUACACGGCCGCCAUCGCCGUGGCCAUUUGGGUCACCGGCGGCCUCAUUGACGCCGUCGACCACCUGCCCCUGCUGCCCUUCCUGCUCAAGCUGGUCGGCACCACCUACUCGGGGUGGUUCACCUACAGGUUCCUGCUGUUUGCGGAGGGGCGUGAGGACCUGCGCCGCAACCUGAAGGAUCUGAGGGCCUCUCUCACUGCGAGCGCCACCGACACCUACAUGCGCGCCGCGGAGGGCGCCAAGCCCCCGGCCGGCACGGGCGUCAAGCGCGGCGACGCGCCGCGGCUGGGCGAGGUGGACAGCGCCAGCAACCUGGAGGGCGCGGUGGAGGCCCUGAAGGAGCAGCAGCAGCGGCCGCUGCGCGCGCAGGGGCCGGCGUCCGCGUGGCCGCCGCAGAAGGGCGCCGCCGGCGGCGCGCCCGGCAAGGGUGCAAAGGGUUUCGGGAAAAACGAGUAG
Messenger RNA from Monoraphidium neglectum, 573 nucleotides. RefSeq lists its product as hypothetical. Gene Ontology annotation, cellular component: thylakoid. NCBI's taxonomy places the organism in Eukaryota, Viridiplantae, Chlorophyta, Chlorophyceae, Sphaeropleales, Selenastraceae. Bases 1 to 573 code for a protein of 190 amino acids. The record is from RefSeq and is a predicted model, not a curated record. The transcript is spliced from 4 exons.